UGAACAGCCCACUUCAAGAUUGCCUGAUGGUCAGCGUCGCUCCAUCCGCCCUGACUCCUGGUUUCAUUGGCCUCAACCGAUAUUCAUUCGGUUUACUGGUACGCUACAACAUUUUCAGAGCAUAUUAAAUGAUGCAUAUUCUUCCAUUUUUCACGUUAUUUUGGGAGACAGCGGCAUCGAUCAGGCUUUUCAACGGUGCCCAGAAGGUGCUCUUCAGGAACGCCCCGCAAGAAUGUCUGGAUGUGUUUGACGCGCAACUUGAUUGCGACGGCCUUGUUCAGUUGGUGUCCUACGAUCAAGACAAGCUCAAGUUGAACCAUACCAAACUCGAGGCCCUUUGUACAAGUCCGUGCUCCACAAGUUUGACGUCCUUGGAGAGUGCUGCCGCUGCUGCGUGUGGGACCUCAGACCUUGAAUUCAACGGUAACUAUAUUUCCGUUGUGCAGAUCCUCGAUCUCUAUCGCUACAAAUACAAUGCACUCUGCCUCAAGAAUGCCGAGGGUGAGUUUUGUUUAAUGGUCGAGGAGACGUGGGAUGUAGGCCAACUACAUACGGCCGGCAAGGUAACUUGGCCGGCCCAUACCAAGAAAGCGUACCCUAACUGGGUUGAUAACGAAGACGGUUCGCCAACUCUGGAUGAAGACGGGGAACUUCUGGAUGAUUCAGCCGAUCGACUCAACUUCCAACAUUUUGGCCAAGAUCUGGGGUGGUCAGCGACAGACUACUACAUGGAAGGCCUCAGCCUCGACUGGAUAGGGCACGGCUGGAAUGAGGCUUUGGAGUACGACGAGUAUCCAUUGGAGAUUCAGUGCUCGGAAUGUUUCCUUGCCCAACACAGACACGGAAUAGAAUCGAAUUGGGGCGAGAUGUUCGAGUUUCUGCCCAAGUCUGGGAGAAUAUGAAACGAAAUUGUGAGAUAAAAUGGGAACUGAAGCCAGCCCAUAACUUCAGCACUGGUGGCCGAAGUGGCAUCACAGGUCUCGUCUGGGACGCCCAACCCCAAUGUGGCCAGAACAUAACCCGAAGCGAUGUAACUGGUGUAACAAUUGGAAGUCUUGCCUUGCAGUGGGGUGUAUCCUCCGCGUCGCUGUGCAAGCUCAAUAGCAUUAACUGUGGCCACGUCACUGAAGGGAUCUUUUGCGCACCUCUAUCCUGCGAUAUUACAGUAAUUCAGGAAAUGACAAACGCCGGGGCUUUUGUUCAGGCAUACGACAACAUCACCAUGACACAGUUGAUGGCUUGGAACCCCCAUCUUGACAG
Messenger RNA from Ilyonectria robusta, 1260 nucleotides. RefSeq lists its product as uncharacterized. The record is from RefSeq and is a predicted model, not a curated record. The transcript has 3 exons. The coding region runs from base 129 to 902 and encodes 257 amino acids. Lineage: Eukaryota; Fungi; Ascomycota; Sordariomycetes; Hypocreales; Nectriaceae.